AUGCCUACAAAGGCAGAACUCACACAAGAAAUCUAUCUUCUGCUUGCGACCAUUCAUGUCAAUGGAUGUGUCCUAAAUCCUGAGAUGGCUCAGAAGAUCUUUGAUCGCUGGCGUAGGUCAUCGAUGAGCUACAUUAUUUGUUCAACCAUACUAACAUUAUUAGCUGGUGUUAUGGGUCCUCGUCCAGAGAGUGCUGAGGCCAUCGCCAACGACUACAACACAAUUCUACAACAGGUAACCACAUCAUGGCACUUUGACUUAAGAACCUACACUCUAACUUUCUCUUUCUUUACAGAAGNNCCUGCAGAAACCCUUACAAAGACAACCAAGACUCCCAACAUCCAGAAAGCCAUUAAGAGUGUCGUUAAGGACAACAACAUCGACUCGCCAUUCAUCUUGGCUCGCAGCAAGAAACGUAUUGCAGCUCCUCGUGUGCCUAAACUCGAAUCACCUAGUCCUCGCUGCAAGAAGGAGACCCCCGAUGUCCCUUCCACGACUGCCAGAAUCCUUGACAACAAGAUUGCGCACUUCAUCGACCUGACUAGCGAUGCCGACGAUGAUCUGCCCGAUGAGACACCCUCGAAGAAACCCAAGAUGGAGUAG
Aureobasidium musti is the source of this 603-nucleotide messenger RNA. The record is from the annotation of a GenBank genome assembly. NCBI's taxonomy places the organism in Eukaryota, Fungi, Ascomycota, Dothideomycetes, Dothideales, Saccotheciaceae.